Rattus norvegicus (Norway rat) is the source of this 7788-nucleotide messenger RNA. NCBI's taxonomy places the organism in Eukaryota, Metazoa, Chordata, Mammalia, Rodentia, Muridae. The record is from RefSeq and is a predicted model, not a curated record.
UCUUUGCCUGUCUCCACAGCUCUUCCUGCAGACUCUUUUUUCCUGAGAAUCCUGUUAAGAUUAUCCGAGGCCAAGGGCAGUACUUGUAUGAUGAGCAAGGGCGAGAGUACCUGGACUGCAUCAACAAUGUGGCUCAUGGUCGGUAUGAUGCCUCCUCACCCUUGGUGAGACAGGAGAGGAGGCUGAGGCCAUAGAUCUGACUGACAGCCUGGGUUCAACAGAACUGACUUCGAUGCUUAUGAGGGGACCCCAGUCUUUGUGAAGUAGCCUGAAAAGACUCCACACCAUAGCUGUGCCAAACUAAGCAGGAAUCAGAGGUUCACGUGCUAGGGUCCAAGCUGCAUGUGGACCUCAUAGCAAAUUGGGCAUGUAGCCUACCCAUCCAUGACCACAAGUGUAGCUCGGCCCUGUGCAGGGUGAUGACAACAGGCCUUCACUCUUACUGACUACAGUAAGAGCAACAGGAAACUGAAGUAUGAAUUCAGCCAAGUGGGGCCACAGUUGAUGGAAGAAAGGGAGACUGUGCGCUAGAAGGCACAUUGCAGGCAGAUGAAGGUUAAAACCCAGGACUCUCCCAGCACUCAGGGGACAGAGGCAGGUGGAUCUUAAGUUAAUGGCCAGCCUGGUCUGCAUAGCAAGUUUCAGGGACAACUAGGGCUUCACAGAGAGACCCUGUCUCAGAGAGGAAGAAAUUACUUAAUCCUGAGCCUUGUUGGUAGUGACUCACUGCCUGGUGGGCGUUGUGUGUAACUGUUAAUUAUUGCUAACUUGCUUUGACCGUGCUUGGCACAGGGUGAGCUCUUACUAUGCUGUUCCCAUGGCUGACCCUCUGACUGGCCCCCUCCAGCCAAGAGUCUUAAAAUACCUCUCUAAAAACAUGGGUUUUCUAGAUAGCAUUUCUAUGGGACCCUCUUUUCCUUCUGCUGGACUCACUUCUCAAGACCUUCCAUUCCAGAAUCAUCAUCUCUGUGCUCCCCCACCCCCACCAUUAACUCCCAUCUUUCCAGCUCCCCGGGUGGGUUUGCAGAUGGAGUGAGGGGGAAUCUGGUGGGUCCGGCUGAGUGAAGUCGGCCACAUGAUGGUGAUGCCCCUCUUGCAGUCGGGCACUGCCACCCUACCGUGGUCCAAGCUGCACAUGAACAGAACCUGGUGCUCAACACCAACAGCCGAUAUCUACAUGACAACAUCGUGGACUAUGCCCAGAGGCUGUCAGAGACCCUGCCAGAGAAGCUUUCUGUGUUUUAUUUCCUGAAUUCUGGGUAAGUAAACAGACAUCAUGCCAUUGAGAAGAAGUUCAAAGAAGAAAGUCAUCCAUGUGGGUGCAGCGUAGAGAAGCUGCCUGGCAGAGUGGACCCAACCUCAGUCAAGGCUCCUGAGCUUCUGGGUUGUAGAUCCCAGAGUCUUUUCUGUUGGCUCUCAUAUCUUCCUUGGUAGAAGACACCAUCACCUCCCUUCUAGGUGUUGGGUAAGAGUUAGCAGACUCUGGGAAAGGAUCCAGGAUGGUAGCCAAGUGGGAGGAACUGUUUUUAUCUCUAUACCACUAGAGGCCAGGCAGUAGUGGUACACUCUUUCAAUCCCAGCAGAGGCAGGUGGGUCUCUGUGAGUUCAAAGCCAGCCUGGUCUACAGAGUGAGUUUCAGGACAGCCAAGGCUACACAGAGAAGCCCUGCCUCGGAAAACAAGAAACAGCAAUGAGACACUAGAAAGUACUAGGGUUGAGGGUUGGUUUUGUUUCUGCCUAGUGCUGAUGAGUGUUUGAUGUGUAUCCUUAGUAUCUGUGAGUGUUUGCCUGUGCACACACAAACACGCAUGUGCGUACACAUAUAUCUCUCCAUCAUGUGCAUGCCUGAUGCCCGGGGAGGCCAGAAGGUGGUUUCGAAUCUCCUGGACAGUUGUGGGCUGAAAACAGGUCCUAGAGAAGACAGCUGGUGCUCUUAACAACUGAGCCAUCUCUCCAGCCCUCAACCCCCAUGAAAGGUUUUAAUCAGGGAGAUGAUGCUACAGGAUGGGAAAGCAAGACUGUGGAGUGUUGGGCACAUGCACAGGAGUGACAGUGAUGACAGAAUCAGGAAGAUGGUCAUCACAUCUGAAAGAGCAUUCCAAUAAGUAGCAUCUGGGUUACAGUAACAAUCUCAGGUGCCACUGCCACUUAAGUCUUGUCUCCUGAAGAACUUCCAAGUAGAAUUUACCUUCUUCGUUUCACGAUAAGGAAGGAGCCCUUACCUAGUGUGCAAAGGCUUUUCCAUCCCUAGUCACACAGUACUAAACAGUUGGAGGGGAGGAAGAGCAGAGCAGGUUAGGGGACAGAAAAGCCUCUUGUAAGAACAGGAAACUGGGCACAGGAAAGGCGGCUGCUGCUGCCUCCCUCUACCAAGUUCCUUCUGUAUGGAUUCCAGCGACUUUACGUUGCUAAGUCUUGUGACCUCUCUGCCCGCUUCCCGGUUUCUUAUCAGUUUGACAGAGCUGUCGUUCUCCCAACAGAUGCUUUUUGCUCUUGCUUCCAGGCUCUGGUGUCUACAAGCUACCAGGGAUGCUUCUCCCCUGCUCUGUGGGGCAGGUCCCCAGGCCCCUCCCCCCUGCUCUGUGGGGCAGGUCCCCAGGCCCCUCCCCCCUGCUCUGUGGGGCAGGUCCCCAGGCCCCUCCCCCCUGCUCUGUGGGGCAGGUCUCCAGGCCCCUCCCCCCUGCUCUGUGGGGCAGGUCCCACUCCUGUUUUCCCCUCUGUGAUCUCAUCUGUCUGCUUAGAAUUAAAUGUCAUCCAUGUGCUGGUGACUCAAAAAUCUGUAUCACAAACCCAGAUGUUGGAGCUGGAGAGAUGGCUCUGCAGUUAAGAACAGUGGCUGCGGGGCUGGGGAUUUAGCUCAGUGGUAGGUAGAGCGCUUACCUAGGAAGCGCAAGGCCCUGGGUUCGGUCCCCAGCUCCGAAAAAAAGAACCAAAAAAAAAAAAAAAAAGAACAGUGGCUGCUUUUCCAGAGGACCCAGGUUUGAUUCCCAGCAGCUAUGUGGCCACUCACAACUCUCUACAAUUACAGUUCCAAAGAAUCCAACAUGCACCUUCAUGGACACCAGGCACACACACAAACAAAACACCCAUACUCAUAAAAUACUUUUUUUUUUUUUUUGGUUCUUUUUUUUUUUUCGGAGCUGGGGACCGAACCCAGGGCCUUGCGCUUCCUAGGCAAGCACUCUACCACUGAGCUAAAUCCCCAACCCCCAUAAAAUACUUUUUAAAAAUUGAAAUAAAGAAGUGGGGAGGCUGCAGAGAUGUCUCAGUGGCUAAAAACAGCACUUGUUCUUGCAGGAGACCCAAGUUCAGUUUUUUGCAUCUGUUAUCAGAUGGCUCACAGCCGCCUGUAACUACCUCAGCGCCCUCUUCUGGCCUCCUUUGGCACUGCACAAAACACCCACACAGACACAUUCACAUGAAAAUAAAAGAUGUGGUGGUGUGUCUCCCAUGUGUUCCACUUAAGAUUCUAAGUAGAAAUCUGACCUCUGACAGUCAUCUCCAACUUCACAUAUUCUUUUUUUUUUCUUUUCUUUUUUUCGGAGCUGGGGACCGAACCCAGGGCCUUGUGCUUGCCAGGCAAGUGCUCUCUACCACUGAGCUAAAUCCCCAACCCCUUCACAUAUUAAAAAACAACAAAGAAUUGCCUUCUCCUGGACAUGUUGGCACACACCUUUAAUCCCAGCACUUGGGAGGCAAAGGCAGACACAUCUCUUGAGAGUUCAAGGCCAUCCUACUCUACACAGUGAGUUCUAGGACAGGCAGGGCAACGGUGAAACCAUAGAUGAUAGAUAGACAGAUAGAUAGAUAGACAGACAGACAGACAGAUAUAGAUAGAUAAAUUUUAAAAUAAAGAGCUGCUUUCUACCAAUGCCUAUGUGAGCUCUCAGUACCGGUUCUCCCUGAUGCCUCUCUCUCUCUCUCUCUCUCUCUCUCUCUCUCUCUCUCUCUCUCUCUCUCUCUCUAUCUCUAUCUCUCUCUUACACACACCAUCUACUUACUAUCUUACCUGUGUGUGUUUGGAAGAAAACACACAUGCAUGCAUGUAUACACACAUGCACACGAACACACCUCCAAGCUAAUCUGCCUCCCCAGGGCUCUGACCCAGGUAGCCCCCGCACUUCCUCACUCCUACCUCAUUUCCUUUAGAAACAGCCUCCUAAAAUGAGGGCAAAGUUACAUACUUUCUCUGCUCCAUACUUUUUUUGGCUUUGCAUGCUGCUGACGAGGAGACAAUCCAGGCUCUUUCUCAGGCUCUGGAGUAUGGCCCUGCAUACUUUCCUGCCUCCAUCUUCCUUGCCCUGGGUUCCUUCCCAUAGUCCAGGAUACCAAACAGAACAGAUCCUGUGUGUGUGGUCUGUUCCAAAGUCCUAGAAUCUUCCUUGGGAUUUAGGGCAAGUAUUACCUCUUGCAAAUCUACCACUGGCCCCAUUGUUAUGACGGCUAGGGCAGUCAUAACAAAAGGCUGCAGACUUUGGGGUUUAAGGAAUAGAAAUGUAUUUUCUCAGGCCAGGCAUGGUGGUGUGUCUUUAAUCCCAGCACUUGAGAGGCAGAGGCAGGGGAUCUUUGUAAGUUUGAGGCCAGCCUGGUCACACAGUGAGUUCCAGGACAGCUCGGGGCUAUGUAGAAAGAUUCUAUCUCAAAAAGAAAAGAAAAAUAGGGGGUUGGGGAUUUGGCUCAGUGGUAGAGCGCUUGCCUAGGAAGCGCAAGGCCCUGGGUUCGGUCCCCAGCUCCGAAAAAAAAAAAAAAAAAAAAAGAAAAAAAAGAAAAAUAGAUGUAUCUUCACGAAGUUCUGAAAAUGAAAGGUCCGAGACCACAGUGCCCAGAGGGUCUGUGACCUGAGACCUUGCCCCUUACCUAGUGCAUGACUGCUUUCCACCCAGGUCACAGGGUCUGUGCAAAUGCCCCCAUGUCUCUGGGAAUCUAGGUCAUUUCUCAUGUAUACAUCAUUCAUAUUGGGUUGACACUGCCCCAGUUGCCUCCUUUUUUUUUUUUUUUUAUUUAUUUUUUUUUAAGAUUUUAUUUUAUUGUAUAUGAGUAUACUGUAGCUGCCUUCAGACACACCAGAAGAGGGCAUCAGAUCUCAUUACAGAUGGUUGUGAGCCACCAUGUGGUUGCUGGGAUUUGAACUCAGGACCUCAGGAAGAGCAGUCGGUGCUCUUAACCACUGAGCCAUCUCUCCAGCCCCCCAGUUGCCUCCUUUAAACUAACCUGUUUAGUUUAAAGGCCUGCUCUCCAAGCAAAGCUACAUACAGUCAUUUGGAGGUACUGUGAGUUAGAACUUCAGCAUGGUAGUUUUAGAACACAGCUUACCCCAUCAUACCCCGUUACCUACAUGAAGCUUCAUUUGGGUCUCCUUCACACCCUAUGCCCAGUAUGGCACUUACAGAAAUGAGCACUCUGUCUUCACUGUUUGGCUUUCAGAAUCAAGCUCCGGUGGUGGCUCACAACUUUAAUCCCAGCAUUUGGGAGGCAGAGGCAGGUGGAUCUCUGAGUUCAAGGCCAGCCUGGUCGACAGAAUGAAUUCCAGGACAGCCAGGGCUACACAGAGAAAUCCUACCUUGAAAACAAAACAGAUAGAUGCAUCCAAAUGCAAGUUUCUAGAGGGCACCUUCUGUUUUCACCCUGCUCCGAUGCAGCACAGAGCCAGUGGAUGUUUGCCAAGGGAAUGCAUGGCAUCCUAAGGAUGCUCUCCGUGCUGGAAGGGUCCCUCCGACUUGGAAGUGCUUGAGUCUUCUAAGCCAUGCCCAUAUUUUCUGUCACAGGUCAGAAGCCAACGACCUGGCCUUGAGACUAGCUCGCCAGUACACAGGACACCAGGAUGUGGUGGUAUUAGACCAGCUCCGCUCCCAGACACCUACCGGGGACCUUACCGGGAGGACCACCCCGAUCCAGCAGGGGCCUAUGCCAGUGAGGUGAAGCAUGUCAUCAGCAGUGCACAGAAGAAGGGCAGGAAGAUUGCAGCCUUCUUCGCCGAGUCUCUGCCUAGUGUGAGUGGACAGAUCAUUCCCCCUGCUGGAUACUUCUCCCAGGUGGCGGAGCACAUACGCAGAGCCGGAGGGCUCUUUGUGGCUGAUGAGAUCCAGGUUGGUUUUGGCCGAGUAGGCAAACACUUUUGGGCCUUCCAGCUGGAGGGAGAAGACUUUGUCCCCGACAUUGUCACCAUGGGCAAGUCCAUCGGCAAUGGUCAUCCUGUUGCCUGCCUGGCCACUACCCAAGCUGUGUCAAGGGCAUUUGAAGCUACCGGUGUAGAAUACUUCAACACGUUUGGUGGCAAUCCUGUGUCCUGUGCUGUGGGGCUAGCAGUCCUGGAUGUCUUGAAAACAGAACAGCUCCAGGCUCAUGCCACUAAUGUGGGCAGCUUCCUUAUGGAGCACCUCAGCCAGCAGAAAGCCAAACAUCCUAUCAUUGGAGAUGUCAGGGGCACUGGGCUCUUCAUUGGUGUGGAUCUGAUCAAGGAUGAGACUCUGAGGACACCAGCAACUGAAGAGGCAGAGUAUUUGGUCUCCAGGCUAAAGGAAAACUACAUUUUACUGAGCACUGACGGCCCUGGGAGGAAUAUCCUGAAGUUCAAGCCUCCAAUGUGCUUCAGCCUUGAUAACGCACAGCAUGUGGUUGCAAAGCUGGAUGACAUUCUAACAGACAUGGAAGAAAAAGUACGAAGUUGUGAAACACUGAGGAUCAAACACCCUCCAGGUAUGUGUGUACCAAGACUCAGGACAGCCACAAAGCUAAGCACAACCCACUGUGUCACCACCAUUCUCCCAGUGCAAUGCAAAUGUCCCACUGGCCUGGGGCCCCAAGCUGCACAAAUAAGAAAGAUGAGGCUCUUUCAUUCCAUGAAGCCAUAGCAGCACAAGCACAAAGCCUCCACCCAGGAAACCCACUCCAACCCCACUUCACACACAGCCCACCCGCCUGCCCGCCCACCCUUCAGAGCACCAAAAGGCAACCCUCAAGACAGGCACAGAAAGCUCUUUACAGGCGGGAAGUCUUCAUCCAGCUCCCACUUACCUCCACCACUGCCUCGGUUCCCUCGAUUGCGAUUUCCUCGGCCCCCAGAGCCAUACUGCUGUUGCUGGUACACCUCUUUGGGCUGGGCAACCUUGAUUUCACACUAGAAGCCAAGAGGACACACUGGGUCAAGUCCUGUGGGACAAGCUCAGGGCUGCAAUAGUGGGCAGGCGGCCACUAAGGUUUUUACUUUCUUUUUACAGAAGAUACUCAUCCUACUCAAAUAUAACAGGACACCAAGAUGACACCCACCUUACAGACAAGUGUGUGAGGCUUCACUGGAAGACAUACUGCCUGCCACUCUUAAGCAAUUAUUAUUAAGAUAGGCUUUAUUUCUAAAUCCAAACAAGACCCAGUCAGACUUUUAUGCCUGGAAACUUAGAGGGUGUACAUGCUUCUAAAGAAUGUUUUUUUUUUUUCUCGGAGCUGGGGACCGAACCCAGGGCCUUGUGCUUCCUGGGCAAGCUACCACUGAGCUAAAUCCCCAACCCCCUAAAGAAUGUUUUUAAAGACAGUCCUGACAUACUCCCACAGGUAAAAAAUGAGCUAGACAUGGCACAUGCUUUAAUCUCAUCUCACUGGAAGGUGGAAACAGGCAGGCAGAACUCUUCCAGUUUGAUUGAGACCAGCCUGGUAUUAGAGGGAGCACUGGUCCUGCCAGGGCAGCAGCAUGAUGCUCUCUCAAAAGGAGGUGGGAAGAUGAAUUUUAUCCCUCCAUCAAGCUAUGCCUUCUGUUGUAUCUGAAUUAAAGACACUGAAUAAUUUGAAUAUUUA